Pseudovirgaria hyperparasitica is the source of this 1053-nucleotide messenger RNA. RefSeq lists its product as uncharacterized. Lineage: Eukaryota; Fungi; Ascomycota; Dothideomycetes; Acrospermales; Acrospermaceae. Gene Ontology annotation, cellular component: ribonuclease MRP complex; multimeric ribonuclease P complex. The coding region runs from base 1 to 1053 and encodes 350 amino acids. Gene Ontology annotation, biological process: tRNA 3'-end processing; endonucleolytic cleavage in ITS1 to separate SSU-rRNA from 5.8S rRNA and LSU-rRNA from tricistronic rRNA transcript (SSU-rRNA, 5.8S rRNA, LSU-rRNA); tRNA 5'-leader removal. Gene Ontology annotation, molecular function: ribonuclease P activity; ribonuclease MRP activity. The record is from RefSeq and is a predicted model, not a curated record. The transcript has 2 exons.
AUGUUUCAAUUCGGGAAAAAUAACAAGCCACGCUCAAAAUGUUACUACACUCAAGUCACGGGCGUGUCAUACGUUGAUGCGGACCAGCCUCCAAAGAAGAAGAAGCCAUAUUCUCUAUUCCACAAUCACGCCUUCUCACAUACCAUGGACGUCGCACUCCCCGAAGAAAUCUACACUCUGAUCCAUCAUCACCUUGAAUCCCUCACCCUGGAUUACUCUCGCGUAUUUCUUUCUCUAUCCGACAUCCUCGACCCACCGUUCUUCAACCAUUACAUCAAGCAAGGUUCCAUCGCCCUUCUCUCCGAAGGACGACCCCAGAUUGACAAUCUCAUCUCCCUGACUGCCGGCAUUCUGCGCCUGGAACUCGACAAACCGACCUACGAACGCGCCGGCCUUGUCGGAACCCCCAUACCCAGCGGCGGACGCACGCAUGUCAAGGCGCGAUAUGCCAUCGAGUUCAAUCUCCGCCUCCCGUGCAUGUUACACGGCAAGAAGGGGUUUGAGCGAUUGAAGUACGCAGCGCAGAACGUACUUACGCAAAGCCUAUCCUUCCUCUUCGUUGACCUGGGUUCGAGUAGGAUGGAAGUAGAUGAAGACCCGCUGGCGAAGCAUCAUCCAUUCAAGCACACUGUAGCGCCGAGCGUCUUGCGUAUGCCAGACACGCUGUGUCCGGUGCUGCCAGGGCUACGAGGACUUGAAGAUCAGGGCAUCGCGGCAGAGGUUUACGAAUGGUUGUCGUUGGUGUCGCUUGCCUCACCGCGACUAUCAGCCAGUGAUGACAUGGAUGGGUUUUUGAGUCGAUAUGCGGUGCCUGAGGUAGACGCGCACGUGCCAACAAGCUGCAAUCUUGUGAGGUUGCGCUGGCGAGGGCUGAUCACGCCGCAAUAUGUGACUAAGGUGUGGAUGGCAGUGUUGAGAGAAAGUGCUCGUAGUGGCAAUGAAAAUUGGGUCGCACUGAACGCGGGCUGUUUUCGGGGAGGAGGGUCGUAUCAGGUACUGGAUUUCGGGAAAGAGGGAUGUGUAUGCUGGGAAGUGGAGCGAUCCUCUAUGUGA